Molecule: messenger RNA, 387 nt
Organism: Emericellopsis cladophorae
Lineage: Eukaryota; Fungi; Ascomycota; Sordariomycetes; Hypocreales; Bionectriaceae
Exons: 4
Coding region: 1-387 (128 amino acids)
Source: RefSeq, a predicted model, not a curated record
AUGUCGUCUCGCAUCAAUAUCCCCAAAGGCAAAGCCAAGGCGACCGCUGCCAACCUGGUCGACUCAUCAGCGAGUUCCUACGACUCAUCGCCCCAGUCUUCGGCCUCGUCAUCACGCUUCCAGCGCCCCAGUACUCACACACGUCGGCCUAGUCUGCUGAGCGAUGCCCUCUCCAAGCAGGAAGCGACCGUCAUCAAUAUCGGCGAACCGGAUGGCGUUCCUCGUCUGAUCUCCUAUCUCUCCUCUAGCCAGGGAUAUCAAUGGAAUCCGGAAAUUUUCCUGCCGUCCUACAUCGACUGCGACUAUGAGCCACUAGAGCACGGCCGAGAACCCGUCAUUGAAAUCACCCUCUCCGACGAGGAGAUCAAGCAGAUGCUCCCUCAAUAA